Molecule: messenger RNA, 1433 nt
Organism: Archocentrus centrarchus (flier cichlid)
Lineage: Eukaryota; Metazoa; Chordata; Actinopteri; Cichliformes; Cichlidae
Gene: grem1b
Product: gremlin 1b
Exons: 2
Coding region: 167-715 (182 amino acids)
Biological process (GO): animal organ morphogenesis
Molecular function (GO): receptor ligand activity; BMP binding
Source: RefSeq, a predicted model, not a curated record
AAACCCCCUGGCCCCUGUCUAUGGAGCGCGUAGUCUCCCACCCAUCCACAGUCCCACCACCAGUGUACAGUCGACAGCAGUAGGUACCUAUCACCUCGGAAGGUGCCGUAGAGAAGCUACAGGAUCAGAUCAUCGCAGUUGUAGCAGUAGAGUCUCACACAGCAGGAUGGCCAACUCCACGCGUAUCUUCUACAGUAUGGUUUUCAUCAUUGGACUGCUAUCCUCUCCGGUGGAUUCAAAAAGAAACAGAGGUUCACAAGGCGCCAUUCCUCAUCCUGACAAAAACAACCCAAACGAAUCGGAGCAGCAACCACAACCUCCGCAGGGGGGGUCCGGCUCCCGCCAGAGGACGGGCUCAUCCUCACCGGCUGACGAAGUGCUGGAGUCCAGCCAGGAAGCUUUGCAUGUGACGGAGCGCCAGUAUUUGAAACGGGACUGGUGCAAAACGCAGCCUCUCAAACAGACAAUCCACGAGGAGGGCUGCGUCAGCCGCACCAUCAUCAACCGCUUCUGUUACGGACAGUGCAACUCCUUCUACAUCCCCCGGCACAUCCGGAGGGAGGAGGGAGCCUUCCAGUCCUGUUCGUUUUGUAAACCGAAGCGUUUUACCACCAUGACUUUUACAUUGAACUGUCCAGACCAGCAGCCACCCACCAAGAAGAAACGCAUCCAGCGCGUCAAACAGUGUCGCUGCAUAUCUAUAGACCUGGACUAAACACAGUGAUGAUGUGUGUUUCAUGUUUUCGUCUUAGUGGACUUGAUAGCUGUCUCACAGCCAAGAAGUUGUGCUCGUCUCCACUUGGAGAUAAGCACCGAACACGCUGAUACUUAAGUUUCUCAUGUACAGCACUUGAACAAAUAUGGAAUUGCAACUUAAAAAACAAACAAAUAAAUAAAGAUGUCAAAAGUAACUUGUUACACCUCACCAGACUGAAAACAAGCAUCACUGCACGGAAAUCUGACUCGGAAUGGGCACGCUUUACGCACGGCUUCCUCAUCUCACGGGACUGCGUAACACCGGUCUUAUUUAACUGCUCCAAACAGUCAUUGUGACUGUUGAACAUCUCUGUCCAUCCUGUAUUUUACGUAUAUGUUUGCUGAACUGGAUCUUUCCACUGUGUGGAAUUUGAUGUAGGACUUUAAAAAGAAAAAAAAAAAAAGUGAUUUUAUUUCGAUAUUUCAAGAAUCGUUCAAGGUUAACCUAAUUGAUUUCUGUGAAUUUCGAAGUCCACUAGUUAAAGUUUUCUUUCUUUUAAGUUGUGAAGCUACUUAAAUAUAAAAAAAUAUGGCUUAUAAGUUAGUUUAAAUGGAAAUGUACAGUGGCGGUUUCUACAUUAACAAGGUGAAAUAUUUGUAAACUGUAAAACCACCUUUAAUGUAACCCAUUUGUUUAUUCCUUUGAUUAAAUUAUCCACCAAAACGAAAUAAAUGGA